Rosa chinensis is the source of this 1906-nucleotide messenger RNA. Its product is annotated as putative lipase YDL109C. Lineage: Eukaryota; Viridiplantae; Streptophyta; Magnoliopsida; Rosales; Rosaceae. Bases 168 to 1502 code for a protein of 444 amino acids. The record is from RefSeq and is a predicted model, not a curated record. The transcript is spliced from 12 exons.
UUAGACAUGGGGGCUUUGCUUAUGGUGAUUGCUCGUCAGAAAAGCAAAGAUGAUAACUAAGAGUAUGGCGUCGAUGCUGACCUCGCCUUCUUUGAUUCAACCGAGAAAUUAGGAUCUCUCUCUCUAUCUUCUUCUUCUUCUUCUUCUUCCACCUGCAACCUAUAUAAAUGGCCUCCGCUCCUCUAAUCCACGCGCGCUGUGGUUACUCGCCCAGAUUCAGUAGCAGCAGUAAUCGACGGAAUGGAGGAGGAGGAGCUCUAGGUUCGUCGCCGUCGUCGUCUUCUUCGCCUUCGUCGUCGUGUUGCUCUUCUUCGUAUUUGGCCUUCUCUUCUGGGGCGUAUAAUUGCUGGAGGAACCAAGGACUCAGAGCUCACGCUAUGACCAGUCAGGGGAAUUUUGCUUCUUCCUCCAGAGGUGUUGCGAGUGCGGAGAAGAAGCCUGAUCAUCUUCUCGUACUUGUUCAUGGCAUAUUGGCUAGCCCGAGUGAUUGGACAUACGUGGAAGCAGAAUUACGGAAGCGUCUAGGCAGAAGCUUCUUAAUCUAUGCAAGUUCAUGCAACACGUACACAAAAACUUUUGCCGGGAUUGAUGGAGCUGGAAAGAGACUGGCAGAUGAAGUCAUGCAAGUUGUGCAAAAGACUGAUAGCCUGAAGAAAAUCUCAUUCUUAGCCCAUUCUCUAGGGGGCUUGUUUGCAAGAUACGCAAUAUCUGUUCUUUACAGACCCAAUGAUAUUCCCAAUUCACCUCUUGUAAAUUCAAAAGCAACACACUCUUUGAGACGAGGAAAGAUUGCCGGUUUGGAGCCAAUCAAUUUUGUAACAUUGGCAACCCCACAUCUUGGGGUAAGGGGGAAAAAGCAGCUUCCAUUUCUUUUAGGUGUACCAUUGUUAGAAAAGCUGGCUGCGCCAAUUGCUCCUAUUGUUGUUGGUCGAACUGGUAGUCAGCUGUUCCUCACUGAUGGUAAACCUGAAAAACCACCGCUUCUUUUGAGAAUGGCAUCUGAUUGUGAAGAUGGAAAUUUUGUAUCUGCAUUGGGAUUGUUUAGAUCUCGGAUUCUUUAUGCUAAUGUAUCUUAUGAUCAUAUGGUUGGUUGGCGUACAUCAUCCAUAAGGAGAGAGACAGAAAUUUUUAAGCCUCCUCGCCGGUCUUUGGUUGGCUACAAGCAUGUUGUAGAUGUAGAGUAUUGUCCCCCAGUUUCCUCUGACGGCCCCCAUUUUCCUCCUGAAGCAGCUAAGGCGAAGGAGGCAGCCCAAAGUAAACCCAACCAACAGAACACCUUGGAAUAUCAUGAAAUUGUUGAAGAUGAAAUGAUACGAGGCUUACAACAGUUGGGAUGGAAAAAAGUUGAUGUCAGCUUUCAUUCUGCACCUUGGCCAUUCUUCGCCCACAACAACAUUCAUGUAAAAAAUGAAUGGCUUCACAAUGCUGGUGCUGGAGUGGUUGCACACGUUGCUGACACUCUAAAGCAACAAGAAUCCUCCACAUUGACUGCCAGCUUAUAGCUAUAAUCUGUAUCUAUCAUCCUGCACCAGUGGACGGCCUAGAUGUUUCAAAGGUUGAUAGUGAAGGAGUAGUUGCUGCUAUUACAGAUGAUAAUAUGGUUGCCCAGCUCUAUUUCUCGGUAUCGCCUCCUAGGAAUACCAUGUAAUCGAAAGAGGAGUUGGAGUUCAAAUGUGAAUUGGAUCACAGGUUUCCUUUGGUUAAUGGGCAAUCUGCACAGCAUACCAAUACCAAUCCUUUGGAGACCAUCGAAUGCGAGGCCUAUUUCUCAUCAUAUAGUAACUUGUAUCUUGUCCUCGUUGUUUCUGCUUUUAUUUUCAUUGCUUUUAUUCUUCUGGUUUUCCAGCAUUUUGAUGACCAGCCGGAUGAUGAUCCCACAAUUCAUGACAACAUUUUACUGAAUCAA